Messenger RNA from Penicillium psychrosexuale, 870 nucleotides. RefSeq lists its product as uncharacterized. Lineage: Eukaryota; Fungi; Ascomycota; Eurotiomycetes; Eurotiales; Aspergillaceae. The transcript has a single exon. The record is from RefSeq and is a predicted model, not a curated record. Bases 1 to 870 code for a protein of 289 amino acids.
AUGCCCUUGGUCCAGGAUGCUCCUCAGCCCACCCCUAAUACAAAGGCUCCAAAGCGCAGCUUUCAAGAAAUGUUCGACGCAAGUUGCUGCAUAGUUGACCCAAAUGAUUAUGGAAUUGACUUCACCGAGAAGCUCCCUGAAACCACCACCUUCCUAUCUACACCUCAGCCAACGGACAAACUAGUGGAAACCCAUAAGAAACUGAAGAGACUGGCUGAGCUUAUCAAAGAAGGCAAGAGCCUUGCCAUCCACACUAACUACGCAAAGGCUCCCCAGAAAGAGCGCGACCCCAUCGACGAGGCGAAGAAAAGAAUGCGUUCAACUGAGAUCGAGCAGUAUAAUGCCUGGGUCGCUGGUGCCGUCAUGCCCACUGUCGAUUGGGAAAAGAGCAACAAAAUCGUUGAACUUUCCAAGGCCGAAAGGUCUCACUUCAAGCAGCAAGUUCAUGCCAUUCGAGAGAUCUACCAUAACCCGCACAUCACUCGCAAGAACGCACACUGGUUCAUGGCUAACUUUCGCUAUGUGAUGCCUCUUAUUGAGGCAGUCGCGAUGGUACGGCGUGUGCGGUGGGAGUAUGUCUGCGACCAAGGAGGCCCCAGCCGGAUGGAGCUGGCGGAUCAAGAACUCACCAAGAUGGAGCUGGCGGAAUUGGAAACAGCUCGCAGUAUCAUCCGGGUUACCAUUGAUACCCUGCAGAAGAGACAACGCCGGUUGCAGUUGGAUGCUACUCUGAGGGAGAAACAUUUAAGCUUGGAAACGGUGAUGGAGCUCACUGGUGCAGAUUGUGAGGUUAUUCAGAAACGUGUCGACAGGAUCCAUGAGAGCGCUGUGCGAGACAAGGGGAUGGAGUGUUCCAAGGCCAAGGAAUAG